This is a messenger RNA of Zygotorulaspora mrakii, 882 nucleotides long. RefSeq lists its product as uncharacterized. The coding region runs from base 1 to 882 and encodes 293 amino acids. NCBI's taxonomy places the organism in Eukaryota, Fungi, Ascomycota, Saccharomycetes, Saccharomycetales, Saccharomycetaceae. The record is from RefSeq and is a predicted model, not a curated record. The transcript has a single exon.
AUGGCUGUGAAGAAGGGAUCAUUGAAAGCGGCAGCAGCAUCUGCCACCGCAGAAUGUUCUAGCGAAAAUGGCAGAUCGUUCCAGCUUUCAAACAGUACUUACUCACAAGAGGAGAUCCUGCCAUGGUCGAAGACCGAGAAUGGCACGGUGGGCGCUGCGGGGAUUUGCGGAGGUGAAGAACAGAGUGAUUUUAGCAGAGGUGGAGACGCCACGACGGAUCCUGACAUGCUGUUCUCGCCGUUGAAUAACGGCGAGAGCGACGAGGAGGACGAGUACGACAAGGGCUACUUGUCUCCCUUCUAUUUCGGCGCGCAGUAUCCCAAGAGAUUUCAUCACGGCAGCGUUCAGGCCAAGACUGGGGCCGUAGAACAACACAACCGGAGCGGCAGUAGCUGCAGCAUGCCGUCAAGUGAGCUGCUGGGAAUCAACGAGGACUUCUGGAAAGAGGUGGCGCUGACUCAGGAGGAAUCUAUCUGCUACACGCCGGAAACGGCGUUGGGGGACGUGCAGAGGGCACAGGCGGAUGCGCAGGCGGGCACACAGCCAGAAUCUCAGGGAGAGGCCACUUGCGCCGAUACGUCGUUCGAGGAAUAUAUCACAGAGGAUCUUGAUAUCUCGACUGCGACGGGGCCCGACUCUACAAAUUGGAACCAGGACUUCAAGAUCAAAUUGCUCUGCUACAGAGAUGGUAAGGGGAACUUCAGGCUGAAAACGGAGGAGGAUAUUAAAAACAAUCAUGGGGGAAACGCCGUUACCAAGAAGUCAAUAAAAAAACUUAAAAAAAACAGGGAUAAAAAGCUACUCAAGCGUGCUCUGAGACGGAAAAGUGGUGUCUGGGAAAUGGUUAACACUGGUGUUGGGAUCAGGGAAUUCAUGUUAUGA